Messenger RNA from Onychostruthus taczanowskii (white-rumped snowfinch), 4252 nucleotides. RefSeq names its product interferon induced transmembrane protein 10 (gene IFITM10). Lineage: Eukaryota; Metazoa; Chordata; Aves; Passeriformes; Passeridae. Gene Ontology annotation, cellular component: plasma membrane. The record is from RefSeq and is a predicted model, not a curated record. The transcript has 3 exons. The coding region runs from base 2939 to 3514 and encodes 191 amino acids.
AAGGGCUCCUCCCCUUCUCUCUGAUAAGGAAACAUGCUAGGACCCUGUUGGAUUUGUCUUUUUCAAUGGAUUAAAACAACUCAGCCUCUGCAAGGUGACAGGACAGUGCCACCUGCCUGACCCAGCACCACUGGGGCAGCGGGCGCUCCCAGCAUCCCUGCUAGCCUACAGCCUUCUCCUGGGGCCACACCUCCCCAGCUGAGUAUUGCCAAGGGUAGUCCAUUAACAGGGAACUCAAGCUGUCCCCUGAUCAUCUGGACCUGUUAGAACAAGCUCCUGCUUAGGAUUAGAACAAGUUCCUGCUGAGGAUUUGGAGUGGUCCUGUAGCAGCCAAAGUAAAACUUCAGUUUCUAAGUUUGGCCUAAAAUCAACUAAGGUAUGAAGUCUGGGGAAGUCUUGUAGCCCAGUGAUGAACAUGGUGUAGGGUUUUUUCAGCAAUGUAGGAAAAGUCCAUCCCUCUUGCCUAGCUGUGUAAUUUUUCGUCCCAGCACUGCCGUAUGGGAGCUGGAGACUCUGAAGCGGAAUGAAGGACCCAUGUGCCAGGUGGAAGAUAAGAGCUAAUCCCUACUUUGAAAACAGCAUCAUCUGCAUAAGCAAGAUGGAUGCAGCCAAGUCCCAUCCCAUCUUCUGAGCGCAGAUCUGAGCAAACAGCUUAGCUGAUUUCCCUGCUGGCAUGUCCUCAGCCUCUGUUCCCCCAGGAUGCCUAAAUUCCCCAAUCAGCUGUUCCCCUAUGUUAAAGAGAUGGAUUUAACCCAAAAGGGCUGGCUAGGUCCUGAAAACCAAUCAUACAGCCCACUGUUCCUCAAUAGCCCAAGGGCUAAGUUAUCUGCUGCCAAAUAUUUAUUGACAGGAAUAUGAGGGCCCUAUUUCUGCUGGGGGGAUUCUGCCUAAGUCUUCAGUUGUGCCUUGUGUACUGAACAUUACAUCCCAGUGGGAGCAAUCACAGCCUUGAUCUUGGCCAAGAGCAGCAGAAGCCAAGAGCCAGAAUUGCCCACCCAUGCUUUUCCAGCAGGGAGCAAAGCGCACACCCUGCCCUAGGAGCAGUUUGAAUGCAGACCCACACUAUCUUGCCCAGAAAGUCCUCAGGUUUACUUCAGCCCCCUGCUUACUGCGCCAUCUCUACAGAACUCCAUGCACAUGACAAUUUAGCUCUUCAUUAAAUGUCUCCGUUGAUGCAAAAAAAACCCCAAAUUUUUCAUUACAUGUUCCCUUAAGUAGUAGGGCGCUUGGCAAUGACCCCCAGGGCUGUCUUCAUGGACCAGAUCCUUCUCCAAUUCUGCUUAGGGCUUUAGCAAAAGCCCAUUAACACAAUGGCUUCCUUCUCCUGCCCAAGGAGAGGGAAGAUGAGACCCCUCAUUUAUGGAGAUGACUUGCUCAUCUGGUUGGCUCAGCAAUUUGUUCAUUUGGGAAACUAUUUUUACUCACCAUGAAUGACUAAGCACAUCGUUUUGGGGGCUGAUGGCUUUUCCUUUUUCCGCUCUUUCUUGGAUUUAUUUAUUUUUAGGUUUCUUUGGGAGGGAAGAGAAGCAGAGUGCAGAAUGAAAGCUCAAAGAACAGGAGACAGAGAUCAAGGGAGAGUGGGAAGCUUGGAUUUACCCCUCCCAUUCUCAGGCUGCCUUACUGCUUAUGGAACAUAGCAAUCCACGGAGCAAUUUUAUAGGGGUAAUAGGAAAGGAGCAUUCGGGAGGCUGUGGACUUUGUAAUUCAGAAAUAAAAAAAAAAAAGCAGGGUCAGGUUCUGCUAAUGGUUUCUGAAGAGCCCGAGUGGGAUUUGAGCAGAAGGUUUUCUCACAGGUCUUACAGCACUUGAUUAUGCUACAGCCCACGUGUCUCUAACGUGAUUAGGGGAGAAUUACUUUGGGGCAGCAAGCAUCCUUCUGUUCUGUUUGUCCCGUGCUUAGCACAAGGGGAGGCCAGCCUUGAUGCCACAGUAAUGCAGGCGAUUAUUCAUACCCACCCCACCUUUUAUUUGAAAGGAAAGUGGUCCUAGACCAUACGGUUGAGGGUGUGCAUGACCUUUGAAGAUGCCCAGAAAAUAGAAGGAGGGUUAAAAUAAUGUAGAAUAUUGAGGGGUUUUAUUCCUUCAAAUUUUUAUGUCAGUUCCCUGGGGUCACAUGAAUGGUUGUUGAACCAGUGAUGCUGCAUAGGUGCCACUGUGAUCCACAUAAUAAAAUUCUCACUACUCACACUUAACACUGAGGAAGAUGAUGAAUCACUCACCCAAAGACCAAAAAGUACUCUGCAAACUGUAGGGAUGUCCUGGUACCUGGAGAAGAGGAAAAGGAGCCGUUCAACCUCCCUGACCUUUCAGUCCUAUUCAUACCAGGGAAUGUGACUGUCUGUUGAUCUCAUUCCCCUACACCACCCUGCUGCCUCCUCUUGCCUGCUCCAAACCUCCUCUGACCUUUUUCUCUGCUCACCCUCCAUCCCUGCCUGACAUUAAGAAGAGGAGCAGCUUUACCCACACAACUUUCCCCAGACAAACAAACAGCAGGCUCAUCAGCAGCUCCAGUCUGCAUCCACAGGGUUUCAUUGUUCCUCCUGAGCCUGCAGGGAGGAUGCUCUGCACAGCUGAGUUUGUCCGAGCCCUCUAGAAAAGCUGACGACAGCUGGCCAUGGCUCUGCCUCUCCUGCAAACCUCUUAAUCCCAUAGGAGCAUCACUCUCACCCUAGCACUGCCUCUGUCUCUUAGCAGCUUCUUGGAGAGAGAUCUGGAUCUCAUCACAGGCAGCCGUAGCACUAAUAAAACCUUCUUUACUUUGGCAGGACACAACACCACUCCAGCAGCGAUAAAUCCUGAACCAGAGGGCAAUUUGUCCUUUUUUAACCAAUGCAGGCUGCAGCAGGAUUAAGUUGGUCUCAUGGAAACUGGACCUCCUCAGUCUCAGAGACCUGUAGAUGUGCAAGAAGUUCCCCCACAUCAGGGAUGAACCACAGGGAUGAGCACAGGGGCAGAGCGCGGUGACGCCGCGGCAGCCACCACGGAGAGGACACAGGACCCCCCCUUGGGCCCGCCAUGCCCCUUUGAGGGGGUGGCCUGGACCCCGAGACCCCCGCAAGGCGCCCCGCAGGGCUGCUUCGCCUGCAUCGCCAAGCCCCCAGCUCUCCGGCAAGCUUCGCCCGUCCUGUCUCCUUCUUCUGCCGUUUAUCUCAUGGAGAGCAAGAGCUGCAAAGGGGACAGCCUGCGGCCAGCGGUCCCGUGCAAGCACUCGGUGGAGAAGAAGACGAUGACCAACCCCACCACUGUCAUUGAAAUCUACCCCGACACCACCGAGGUGAACGACUAUUAUCUCUGGUCCAUCUUCAACUUUGUAUACCUCAACUUCUGCUGCCUCGGCUUCAUCGCCUUGGCCUAUUCACUGAAAGUCCGGGAUAAGAAACUCCUCAAUGACUUAAAUGGAGCAGUUGAAGAUGCCAAGACAGCCCGGCUGUUUAACAUCACCAGCUCAGCCCUUGCCACCUUCUGUAUCAUCCUUAUCUUCAUCUUCCUGCGAUACCCUCUCACUGACUACUGAGUGAGGCCAACAGCAGCUGCUGCCGCCAAAAUGCCUCUAUGCCAGAAGUGUCUGCAGUUUCUUGUAGCAAGGACACACAAAACAAGCCAACCACUACACCUUGAUUGCCAAAAAAAAAAAAGAAAUCUCAAUUAAAUAUAUAAAUAAAUGUUAAAUUAGUUUAUCAGCCCAGCUGAGCAUACCUUUCUUGCCCUGAAAUGGUAUGUGAACAGCUGAAGGAAAGGGUCUCGCUCUUACACAUGUACAGGAAGAAAAAUAGAUGAAGAAAUAUUUGUUUUAUGGCCAACAAGCUGUGUGAAAAGAGCGUGUAAAGCCCAGAGCUGCACACACUUAGUGGCAGACAGCUGAGCUCUAGGAAGCAGUGGGGUCCUGUGGAGCUGGAAACACAUACAGUGAUGGAUGGGGAUCAUGGCAGGGCUGGCUUACAACAUAUCAGGUGUGUUCAGACUGCCCCACCACCCCCAGCUUGUGGGGGUUUCUUUUCCUUUUUUUUUCUCUUGAAUUUCAUCCACUGGUUCAAACAACUCCCAACCCCUGGAGAGCUGAAGGUGUUAGGAAGUUUAUGCUGGGGAGCCCCAAAGCCUCCAGAGAAACCCCAAAGUGUUAAAGGGCAGGUUUCUCCUUAGGAUCUCCCAGCAGUGCUGAGAAGGAAGGCACCUUCUGGAGAACUCGCCUAAGCCACCUAAUUGGAGUGCUACUGUAUUUCUGUAAACAGUCAAUAAAAAGAUACCUCUGAUA